Molecule: messenger RNA, 3725 nt
Organism: Megalopta genalis
Lineage: Eukaryota; Metazoa; Arthropoda; Insecta; Hymenoptera; Halictidae
Source: RefSeq, a predicted model, not a curated record
GUGGCGCUGUGAUCCGUGUCACAGAAUCUUGUGACACAGAUGGCAAUGCUGUUUUUCAUAGCGCUAUCGAGAGGUGAAUAUAGGAGGCUCAACAACUAUUGUUUUCAGCGGCGUACACUGUGCUCGCAUCGUUUCUGCAAGCAUCGCUCGAUCGCUCUAACAUUCAUAUAGUCCGAGUUUCGGGCGUAGACCGGUUUUGCUUGGCUAUCGUUAACUUUUCAACUGUGGCGGAAAUCAUGACGUCAUGAAUGAAGUGUCGAUGACAAACGGAUGAUACAUCGAAAUGAUACGGGAUUGUGUACACGCUAAAGUGUUUGCUUUUCAAUGUGACUCAUUUCGUGGGAAAGCAUUCGGUGCAAAAGCAAGGGGAGAGCGGCGUUUCGUCCGGGUCUCGCUAGAGGACUCAUCGGUAAGGCUUUUCUAGCGGGCCCUGCCUUAGACAUCGGGAUAUCGGAAGAACGGACAAAGUCUGUAUAUAUACAAACUGAGGCGGAUCGCUUACUUGCGGGAAAGGAGAAUCCAUCUGCUGGCGAGUCUGGAGGUAGCCGCCACACGUUCUUGGGUUUUAUUCGCGAAUCUAUAAUUUCGAAGCCGUAGUCUUAUGAAGAAUUGACUUGUAAAAAUCAACAAAGAUGUCAGAUCAUUUUGGUCCAAUCACUUUAAAAUGGGAUCCCAAGAAUUUGGAAAUUCGUACUAUGUCUGUAGAGAAGACAUUAGAGCCUUUAGUUUUACAAGUAACCACGCUUGUAAAUACAAAGGGCCCCAGCAAAAAGAAGAAAGGAAAGUCAAAGAGAGCUAGUGCUCUCGUAGGAACUGUAGAAAAGGCAACUAGUAAUUUUAUUGAGAAAGGUGAACAAAUUGCUUACGAAAAUCCUGAUAUUACUGCUGAAAUGUUAAGUGCUGUUGAAGAAGUCAAGAAGACUGGUGCAGCAAUGAGCAUUGCUGCUAGGGAAUUCUCCGAAGAUCCUUGCUCUUCGUUAAAAAGAGGCAAUAUGGUUCGUGCUGCAAGAAAUCUUUUAUCCGCAGUAACUCGCUUACUUAUUCUAGCGGAUAUGGUUGAUGUGCAUUUAUUACUAAAAUCUUUGCAUGUAGUGGAAGACGACUUACAGAAGUUGAAAAAUGCAUCUUCCCAAGGAGAACUGUUAGAAAAUAUCAAGCAAUUUGGAAGAAAUGCAUCAGAACUCAUGAAUCAAGCUGCAAAGCGUCAGCAAGAAUUGAAAGAUCCUCAGUUACGAGACGACUUAGCUGCAGCUCGAGCUGUACUCAAGAAGCAUUCCACUAUGCUCCUCACUGCCUCUAAAGUUUAUGUUCGACAUCCUGAGCUAGCUGCUGCGAAAGCGAAUCGUGAUUAUGUUUUGAAGCAAGUAUGCGAAGCCGUGAAUACCAUCAACGAUGUUGCACAGGGAAAGACUCCUCUUGAUAGUCAACAUCCUUACGAAGGACCCGGUGAAUUAGCUGCCGCGUUAGAUGACUUUGACGAGAGAAUGGUAAUGUCUCCGCUCGCGUAUAACGAAGUACGCACAAGACCUAGCCUGGAGGAAAGAUUGGAGAGUAUUAUUAGUGGAGCUGCACUGAUGGCAGAUUCCUCAUGUACUAGAGAUGAGCGUAGAGAACGCAUUGUUGCAGAAUGUAAUGCGGUUAGGCAAGCUCUACAAGAUUUGCUCAGUGAAUAUAUGAAUAAUUUACAGCUCGCUCGGGGUGGGAAACGGAUGGGUGUUAAAGAACAAUCCGAAGGUUUGGAAAGAGCAAUCGAUCACAUGUGCAGAAAAACACGGGAUCUUCGUAGACAAUUAAGAAAGGCGGUCGUAGACCACGUAUCAGACAGUUUUCUGGAGACAAGCGUGCCCUUGCUGGUUCUGAUUGAAGCUGCGAGGAACGGUCGUGACAAAGAAGUAGAAGAAUACGCGCUUGUAUUCACAGAGCAUGCCAAUAAAUUAGUAGAGGUCGCCAAUCUGGUGUGCAGUAUGUCUGGGAAUGAGGAUGGUGUGAAGAUGGUCCGUUAUGCGGCAGCCCAGAUUGGGAACUUGUGCCCGCAAGUAAUUAACGCGGCCCGCGUGCUGGCAGCUCGUAAUCGAUCGAAAGUAGCCCUGGACAACAUGGAGGUGUUCCGGCAAGCGUGGGAGAACCAAGUCAGAGUAUUAACGGAAGCUGUCGAUGACAUCACCACCAUCGAUGAUUUCUUGGCCGUGUCCGAGAAUCAUAUCUUAGAGGAUGUGAACAAAUGCGUGCUGGCAUUGCAAGAAGGCGAUGCCGACACAUUAGAUAGAACCGCGGGUGCAAUCCGUGGUCGGUCAGCUAGAGUCUGUAACGUUGUCCAGGCCGAGAUGGACAACUACGAGCCUUGUAUCUAUACCAAACGCGUAUUAGAAGCUGUGAAAGUUCUAAGGGAACAAGUAAUGCCGAAAUUUGCGCAGAGAGUAGAAGUCGCGGUAGAUGCUUUGGGUAGUAAUCCUGCUAAAGAGGUGGAUGAGAAUGACUUUAUAGACGCUUCAAGAUUAGUUUACGACGGAGUCCGUGAAAUUAGACGCGCUGUAUUGAUGAAUAGAGCGGAUGAAGAUCUAGAUCCGGAGGACGUCGAGCUUGACGAACAUUAUACGUUAGAAACACGUAGUAAAUCAAGCGCCCAAACUGGCGAGCACGGUGUUGAUGAGUAUCCAGAAAUCAGUGGCAUAACGACUGCGCGCGAAGCUAUGCGCAAGAUGCCAGAGGAAGAUAAGCAGAAGAUUUUGCAACAGGUGGAGUACUUUAAGAGCGAAAAGUUGAAAUUUGAUAAAGAGGUUGCCAAAUGGGACGAUGCCGGCAACGAUAUUAUCGUUCUGGCAAAACAUAUGUGUAUGAUCAUGAUGGAGAUGACAGACUUCACCAGGGGUCGUGGACCUCUAAAGACUACCAUGGACGUGAUCAAUGCGGCCAAAAAGAUUUCCGAAGCUGGAACAAAAUUAGAUAAAUUAACUAGACAAAUUGCAGAUCAGUGCCCGGAGAGUUCUACUAAGAAGGAUCUCCUGGCGUAUUUGCAACGUAUAGCAUUGUAUUGUCAUCAAAUGAAUAUAACUAGUAAAGUUAAAGCGGAUGUACAAAACAUUAGUGGAGAAUUGAUUGUGUCUGGACUGGAUAGCGCAACUUCUCUUAUUCAGGCGGCAAAGAACUUGAUGAACGCGGUAGUUCUUACUGUUAAGGCUUCGUAUGUUGCAUCAACAAAGUAUCCUCGACAAUCUACAGUAACUUAUUCACCAAUCGUUGUAUGGAAAAUGAAAGCACCAGAGAAGAAACCGUUGGUACGACCAGAGAGACCAGAAGAAGUUAGAGCCAAAGUACGUAAGGGUUCACAGAAAAAAGUGCAAAAUCCGAUACAUGCACUCUCAGAGUUUCAAAGUCCUACGGAAAGCGUUUGAGCGCUCAUGUGUAAGUAAUUUAAUAAAAAUAAAAUCUAGACACAGCAUCACCUUUGGAGAGCCAUUCGAGCAAGAUGUUUUAUUUUCUACUAAAUAUGACGUUCAAAGACUUAAUCUGCAUUUAUUAACAAUUUCUUAUGUAUCAUGAAAUGUAGACACUCUUUCUGCAAAACGAUACCGUAGAAAGUUACAAGACGAAAUUAAGUGUUACUAAACAUAUUUUAAAUAUCAUCAGUGUACAAUCAUAUUAUAGCGUAUUAAAUAGUUGUAAUACCUGGUAGUAAAAGAAGCAAUUGAGAAAGAUUUUAAAUAAUAAAAUAUAAAGAAAAUUAA